Messenger RNA from Dromaius novaehollandiae (emu), 1880 nucleotides. It is a transcript of the gene TCP11, whose product is annotated as t-complex 11. Lineage: Eukaryota; Metazoa; Chordata; Aves; Casuariiformes; Dromaiidae. Bases 169 to 1692 code for a protein of 507 amino acids. The transcript is spliced from 10 exons. Gene Ontology annotation, cellular component: acrosomal vesicle; sperm flagellum. The record is from RefSeq and is a predicted model, not a curated record. Gene Ontology annotation, biological process: regulation of sperm capacitation.
GCCCUCGGAGGCGGCGGGAGCGGGCGCAUCCCCCCCCCCGCCGCAGUGCUGUGGGCUCGGCCCUGUUUGAAGCUGUCGCGGGCCGGGUCCGGUGCGCGCUGCAGAGCCAGCGGCGGUUCUGCGAGGGCAGGCGCCGGCACCGGCACCGGCCGGCCCAGGAACACCGCCAUGCCCAAGCCCGGCGAGGAGGAGCCCCCGCGCCCGGACGGCGGCCUCGAGGAAGCCGAGCCCUCCCGGGAGAGCCGCGAGGAAGAGCCGCCUGCCCUCCGCCCGCCCGACAGCCCUCCACAAAUUCUCUCCGUGAGUGAACUACUGGAAACAGCUCAUGAGAUUUCCAAACUGACCAUUGCACAUGAAAUUGUACUCAACUGUGACUUCAAACUGCAAGCGGUCAACUUUGCCCCAAACAGCCUGGAAAACAGAGUAAAGGAUACACUGCACAAAGCCUUCUGGGACAGCCUGAAGGAACAGCUCUCUGCUAGUCCCCCAGACUACACUCAGGCAAUCCAACUGCUGCAGGAGAUAAAAGAGGCUCUGCUAUCACUGCUGUUGCCACGGCACAACCGAUUGCGAAGCCAAAUUGAAGAAGCCCUGGACACGGAGUUGAUUAGACAGGAGGCUGAACAUGGGGCUCUGGAUAUCCACAGUCUCACCAUGUACAUCCUUGGCACGAUGGCAAUGCUGUGCGCGCCUGUUCGAGAUCAGGAAGUACAAAGAUUGCGGAGCCUGACAGAUCCAGUUCAACUUCUUAGGGAGAUUUUCCGGGUGUUGGACCUCAUGAAAAUGGAUAUGUUGAAUUUUACCAUCCAGAGCCUCCGCCCCCACUUGCAGGACCACUCCAUCCAGUACGAACGGAAGAAAUUCCAGGAGCUCUUAGAUAAGCUACCUAAUAGCCUGGAUCACACAACGGAGUGGCUGCGCAAAGCAGCAGCAGAACUGUCUGUGUCCUCUUCACAAUCUCCACCCCACCCUGCAGUCAGCAGCUCGCCUGCCUCACCCUCACAGGGAGCAGUCAGCAAUAGCGCAGCGCUGCCAAGCCCCACGUCUGUGCUAAACCGAGGGUACAUGAAUCUGCUCUGCUGGGAGCCUGGACAAAAGGAAUAUCCUGAGACACUGUUUAUGGAUCAGGCCCGACUGCAGGAAGUACAGUCGCAGGUGAAUCAGCUUACCAUCACAGCUGCAGUCCUGCUGGUGACCAGUGGCAUGUGUGGAAGCACCUUAUUUGGCUCACCUGGGUUUGUAGCUAGGCUGAAACGGGUAACAAAGGUCCUCUUGGAAGGGCUCUCUUGUACCAGGUUUGAAGAAGCUUUACAAGACAUCGGCAAUCAAGUGCUCCAGGAAGUCAGCAGGACUCUUUCACAGCUGGGUUACCCUGCUUUUACCAGUGACAAAUGUGCCUCCCUGAAAGGCCAGAUAAGAAGCAUCGCAGACAAGGACAACGCAGUGCGGAGUGUCAUUGAGCAGCGGAUUCAUUCAUUCCUCAGCCUUUUUAUUUCCCCUAAUGGACAGAAUUCUCUCAAGGACCUCCCAAAGGGCCUUGAUGCCAUUCAAGAAGAGCUGCUGGAAGUUGGGCGCAGGUUUGGAAGUGUGAUCCACCACAACAGGCAGGUGUUUGGACCUUACUACUCAGAAAUUCUCAAGAAAGUGCUUUUCCCAGAACCGGAACCAGACACAGGAAUAGACUCUUUCUGAUCAUCUUCGCUACAUAUCACACAGGAGGGCAGGAGUGGAACAGAUUCUCCAGCAGUUUCUCAAAUCAUGCUUUAGCUUGUAAAAAGCAACUGGAAGUAAACACAGCUGGGCGAGCGGAGCUACUAGGAAGUGACUUGGCAUUGUCAGUUGGCACUUAUGUAUCUGAAUAAACCUUUCAACUGCAAAAA